GGCGGGCAGGCUAGGCUGCGCCGCAGCGCCCAGGGUUUUCCUGCGCCGCCAUCUUGGCAGUGGCGGCGGUGAGGAGGGAGGCGGGAGGUGGGGGGAGCCCGCCCGCGCCGGCCAUGGCAGCCACCGCCGCCAACCCGGAAAUGGCAUCAGAUGUUUCCUCCCUGGGUGCAGCCGUCGGCUCUGGGAAUCCUGGACCGGGUGCGCAAGCUGGAGGAGCCAUCGUGCAGAGAGCCAACAAGAGGCGCCCUGGGCUGGAUUUUGAUGAUGAUGGAGAAGGGAACAGUAAAUUCCUCAGGUGUGAUGAUGACCAGAUGCCAAAUGAUAAAGAGAGAUUUGCCAGGUCUGAUGAUGAACAGAGUUCAGCGGAUAAGGAGAGACUUGCCAGGGAAAAUCACAGCGAGAUCGAGCGUAGGCGGAGGAACAAGAUGACUGCCUACAUCACAGAGCUGUCAGAUAUGGUGCCCACCUGCAGCGCCCUGGCUCGCAAACCAGACAAGCUCACCAUCUUGCGCAUGGCUGUGUCUCACAUGAAGUCGCUGCGUGGCACGGGCAAUACCUCCACUGAUGGCACCUACAAACCCUCCUUUCUCACUGACCAGGAACUCAAACACUUGAUCCUAGAGGCAGCCGACGGCUUUCUGUUCAUAGUGUCCUGCGAGACUGGGAGGGUGGUGUACGUCUCCGAUUCCGUGACUCCGGUCUUGAACCAGCCCCAGUCCGAAUGGUUCGGCAGCACCCUGUACGACCAGGUGCACCCGGAUGAUGUGGGCAAGCUGAGGGAGCAGCUCUCCACGUCGGAGAACGCCCUGACAGAAGGAACCAAACCCUGGUGCCUUUCUAACAAGGAUCCUGCAACCCCCCCUGAGAAUGCAUCUAAAGGUCGCAUCUUAGAUUUAAAGACAGGGACUGUCAAGAAGGAAGGCCAACAGUCCAUGAGGAUGUGUAUGGGUUCACGAAGAUCCUUCAUCUGCAGAAUGAGGUGUGGCAAUGGCUCAGUGGAUCCAGUCUCUGUAAAUCGUCUCAGCUUUAUGCGGAAUCGCUGCAGGAAUGGCUUAGGUGCUGCAAAAGAUGGUGAACCUCACUACGUCGUUGUGCACUGCACAGGUUACAUAAAAGCCUGGCCUCCUGCAGGUGUUUCACUGCCCGAUGAUGACCCAGAUGCUGGCCAGGGCAGCAAGUUUUGCCUCGUGGCUAUUGGCAGACUCCAGGUCACUAGCUCACCCAACUGCACGGACAUGAACAACGUUUGUCAGCCAACAGAGUUCAUUUCCCGGCACAACACCGAAGGCAUUUUCACCUUCAUAGAUCACCGCUGUGUGGCUACGGUUGGCUACCAGCCGCAGGAGCUUCUGGGGAAGGACAUUGUGGAUUUCUGCCACCCAGAAGACCAGCAGCUUUUGCGGGACAGCUUUCAGCAGGUGGUGAAGUUAAAAGGCCAGGUUCUGUCAGUCAUGUUCCGAUUCCGAUCCAAAAACCGGGAAUGGCUCUGGAUGAGAACCAGCUCCUUUACCUUCCAGAACCCCUACUCGGAUGAAAUUGAGUACAUCAUCUGUACCAACACCAACGUCAAGAAUUCAAGCCAGGAAUCUCGGCCUGCCCUGUCAAAUUCAAUGCAGAGGCCCCAGCUGGGGCAGAGUGUCAGCCUUCCCCUGGAGAUGGGCACGGCACAGCUGCCCUCAAGGCAGCAGCAGCCGCCACAACAGGCAGAGCUGGAAGUGGUCCCAGGAAGAGAGAGCCUGUCCGGUUACGACCACUCACAGGUUCCUGUUCAGCCUGUGACUGCUGCCGGCCCAGAGCACAGCAAGACGUUGGAGAAGGCAGAGAGCCUGUUUAAUCAGGAGAGAGACCCGAGGUUCAGCGAAAUCUACAGCAGUAUCAAUACCGACCAGAACAAAGCCAUUCCUGCCAGCACAGUGCCUGCCAACCAAACCCUCUUUCAGCAGGGAAAUGCUUUCACCCCCACGCGGCCUGCAGAGAACUUUAGGAGCAGCGGCAUGGUUCCUCCUGUGAACAUUAUCCAGCAGCAGCCCUCAUCAGCGGGCCGCAUCUUAGCACAGAUUUCGCGCCACUCCAACCCCGCUCAGGUCAGCGGAACCAGCUGGGCUCCAGGGACACGGCCAGCGUUCACGCCUCAGCAAGUGGCAUCCCAGACAGUGAAGACUCGGCCCCCUUCAUUCGGUAUGGGGACUUUCCAAGGCACGCCGUCCUCCUUCAGCCCUAUGACCACCCCUGGCUCCACAGCUUCCCCCAGCGGUCCUGCUUAUCCAAACCUUGCUGGCCGUGGCACAGGCUUCACCACGGAGGCAGCGCAGACCCCCGCCCCCUUCCAGACACGCACAGCCGAAGGCGUGGGGAUGUGGCCGCAGUGGCAAGGACAGCACCACGGCCCAGCAUCCGGGGAGCAGCACGUGCCGCAGCCGCAGCCGAGCCAGCCUGAGGUCUUCUCAGUAAGACGGUGCUUUUUUUAACCUCCCAAGACAUGCUGACAAUGCUGGGAGACCAGGGACCCAACUACAACAACGAAGAGUUCCCAGAGUUAAAUAUAUUCCCUUCUUUUUCAGAAUAAAAUAAGCCCUAGGGAAAGUAAAAUAUAGCUAUAUAUAAUACCUAUGUGUAAAGGAAAACACCUAAGUCUUUUUUUCAAAGACUGCUGAACUUUCUAAACACUUCCUACCUUCUGGAGGCGAAGCUCUGCCUGGGAGCCCAGAGGAGGGACGGCCCACGCGGGAAGAGAGUGCUGCGGUUUUGGGCACCUCCUCUGUGCGGUGCUGGCAGUGGGGACUGUUCGCCUGGAGGCUUCAGGACUCGAGUACCGCCAGAGCGGUUGCGCUCAUUGACUGAAGUCCCCGUGUUUGCAGGGCCGCUCACGAGCAGCUUUUGCUCCGCACACUGGUUUGGUAGGAGGGAUUCCUGCCUGGCUUACAGGCAGCUCCCCAAAUCCAUAAAGUGGCUUUUACUGUUUUUAUUUCAGUCUUCUAUACCGUGACUCUUUUCUAUCAAACACAAAACAAAGUAUUGUAACUUUUUAAGUGUUGGAAGAAACUCUUCCAAGCAUUACUCUGUAUGACGUGGUUCUGGAGGAUGCCGGGGUAAGAAUCCUUGUCGUGAUCAGGCUUUCUGCUUGGGAAUUGCCCCCUAAAGGAAGCUUUGACAUCUCUGGAGGGUUGUUACUGCGUCUCCGCUUUGGGGUGUUUUAUUUGGAGAUUCCUGUGUUUGCAGGCGCAUUAUCGUUUGUUUGGAUCCCGUCUCUCUUUGUGAACUGUGCAAUGAAUAUGGGCCUCUGUAGUCAGUGUGACCUAUAAACUCCCUCGGGGCCCUGUCGUUCGCGUGAAUGACAGGAUGGUUACGAGCCAUAAAAAUAUUAUGUAUGUAGCUUUGUUCUCAGUGCAUCAGUUCUACAGCUGAUGGUUUCUGUGCUGCCAUAGACCAAUGUUUCAACAGGCUUUUUGUCAGCUUGGGCGGGGGGAGAAAACCUGCCCUGCACUUUCCAUGCAAUUUUACCACUUCUAGGUCGACUUCCUCACCUUCGUUUUGGAGCUGGACGUCUGGCUCCCUGGACAGAGGUCCUGGAUCCACUCAGGGGCCUGCUGAGGAGUUGCAUUUUUCACUACAUGCUCAGAACGGCAGUGUUCACUCUUAAAUUCAGCCUCCCUGAAGAAAUUCCUCCUGCCAUAUGAUGACCCCGUUGCCAAGUCACAAAAUGGAGGAGAGCAAGGGAAGACAGGGAACAGAAUGAUUUCUUCUUAAACCUGGACUCUGAAUCUGCUGGCUUCCUCCGUGGAAAAACUUGUGGCAAAUCUCGCUCUCCUCAGGGUGUGGAGGGGCUGGAAGAACAUUUUGAUCCCCCUGCGAUGGCAAGACUCGCUUGAAUUUCAGCAGGAAAACUCAUUCGCUGCCGUGUUUGACUUGGAAAGAAAUCUGGCGUAGCUGCAAGGGGGGGAAAGAACAGGAAUCCUUCUUGGAAACCUGGUUUUAUUCUGGAUGAAGCCUGCUGGGAAUCUCUCCUUCCUCCCUAGAACGGCCACCGCCGUGUGUCAGACCGCUCAGGACGCCCUGGCCGUCCUCUCCCCGGCACGGUGCACGGAGCAGAAGGGCUUUGGGACUUGCGGGUCUCCGUGGUGCGGCUGGGAGGGGAGACCCUCGCGAGAGCAGACGUCAGCGACGCGCUGAGCAGGUAACGUCCGCGUGGAAGGCUGUGAGCAAAACGCCGUGAAGCGAAAUGAGUUUCAGCAUUUUCACUGACCUGGAGCGGUUUGUCUUGAUAGCAGAGCAGAAAACUUUUUUUUUUUUUUUUUUUUUUUUUUUUUUUUCCCCUCCUUUUCCCUGUUUUCUCCUGCUUUUGUUGGAAAAUGAAGAUUUGAAGCUUUUUCUCGAAAGUUUCAAAUGCUGCUCCCAAAUUCACAUAUGGGAAGUUGGGAACCUCCCUUCAGGGAGCCUGGAAAUAUCCACGGAUCCAUCCCCUUCCUUUUUUAACCCAGGGAAACCGAGCCACCAGCAAUAAGCACAUCGGGCCCCCACCUUGGGACACGACGGAGCGCCGCGGUCCGUGUCGUCACCAGCUCCUUGGCUGUCAGGCUGCGGCGUUUCCUCAGGCUUAGAGGAGAUCUAUUUUGUGAAGUGGGAAGGUGUGAAGUAUCCUGGGUAUUCGGACGUGGUGUCGCAGCACCCGCUCGCCGGCUGAUGGGAGCGUGCCGAGGACCAGCGCUGAGCCGCGCCGAAACGACGCAGCCGCAAAGCAGGAGGAAAAUUCCUGUCUGCAAAAAUCGAGUCCUGUUGUACCAUGUGCCCAAGGGGAGCUCAGGAAACUACAGCCCCGGUGACCGGCGCAGGUGGAGCGAUGUCCUUCGGCUGUUGUGCUCUGCCGCAGAGCGGUGACGGGAGCUGGACUUGCCCUUGCUGCUUCAAACCAGCCCCCGCGGCCCCCGCAAGCGCGCUGGGACCGAGGAGCUCCCCUCUGAGCCACGGUGGGUGAUGCUGAUGUACAACCCCCCGAUUUCGCGUCCUGCCGCGGACGGGCAAAACGGCCAGGGCAGACGGUGCUGAACCAGUUAGGAAAUGCCGAGCUGGCUUAUCCCGGAGGAUGGAGGAGGACUGGCGCAGUCGGAGGGGGCCCGGUGUCCAGCACCCCCCAGCAGCGAGGCCCCCGGGACCUGCCCCAUCGCAGGGGUGGACGCAGAGACUCGGGGCAUGGGGUGGGACAGCUGCCCGGGGCAGAGGCUUGUUCCCUUUGCAUCCCGUUUUGAUAAUUGUAUUUUUUUCAAUGCGAGGGGGGGUAUUUUAAUCGUACAAUCACGGAGGCGGGAGCCAGACCACCUCCUCCAGCCUGCUCUGGGCCAAGGGCUCUGUGUUGUGACAGAGGUUGCAAGUAACUAUAUGUAGCAGAGAUUUUACAACAAGAUAUUUUCCCUUUUUUUCAAAA
Messenger RNA from Dromaius novaehollandiae (emu), 5419 nucleotides. RefSeq names its product aryl hydrocarbon receptor nuclear translocator (gene ARNT). Lineage: Eukaryota; Metazoa; Chordata; Aves; Casuariiformes; Dromaiidae. The coding region runs from base 114 to 2468 and encodes 784 amino acids. Gene Ontology annotation, biological process: regulation of transcription by RNA polymerase II. Gene Ontology annotation, molecular function: DNA-binding transcription factor activity, RNA polymerase II-specific; protein dimerization activity; RNA polymerase II cis-regulatory region sequence-specific DNA binding. The record is from RefSeq and is a predicted model, not a curated record. Gene Ontology annotation, cellular component: transcription regulator complex; aryl hydrocarbon receptor complex; cytoplasm. The transcript has 23 exons.